Messenger RNA from Tachysurus fulvidraco (yellow catfish), 3685 nucleotides. It is a transcript of the gene myo1g, whose product is annotated as myosin IG. The coding region runs from base 111 to 3143 and encodes 1010 amino acids. The transcript is spliced from 22 exons. Lineage: Eukaryota; Metazoa; Chordata; Actinopteri; Siluriformes; Bagridae. Gene Ontology annotation, cellular component: myosin complex; plasma membrane; cytoplasm. Gene Ontology annotation, biological process: vesicle transport along actin filament; actin filament organization. The record is from RefSeq and is a predicted model, not a curated record. Gene Ontology annotation, molecular function: actin filament binding; ATP binding; microfilament motor activity.
AUCAUUCUGCUACAGCCUCGUCUACCGGCUUGUAGACUGCAUUUUACUACUUCCCUCUCUUUCUCUGUCUUUCCUGUCAUCAUCCACUCGUUUCUGCAUCUUUUGCAGGGAUGGCGGAGCUGGAGGGCUUCGAGUUCGGCAAGUCGGACUUUGUACUCCUGGACGAGGUGACCAUGGAGCAGUUCCUGGAGAAUCUGAAGCUCAGGUUUGAGAAAGGCCGAAUCUACACGUUUAUCGGAGAAGUGGUGGUGUCCGUGAAUCCCUACAGGCAGAUGGACAUCUAUGGGGAGGAGGUCGUUGGUGCGUACAGAGGGAGAGAGCUGUACGAAAACCCUCCUCACCUCUACGCAGUGGCUGAUGCGGCCUACAAAGCCAUGAAGAGAAGAGCGAAAGACACCUGCAUUGUCAUUUCAGGUGAAAGUGGAGCGGGGAAGACAGAAGCCAGUAAAUACAUCAUGCAUUAUAUAGCAGCUAUCACCAACCCCAGCCAAAGGGAAGAAGUUGAGAGUGUGAAAAAUGUGCUCCUGAAAUCCAACUGUGUUUUGGAGGCAUUCGGGAACGCCAAGACCAACCGUAACGACAACUCGAGCCGGUUUGGGAAGUACAUGGAUAUUAACUUUAACUUCAAUGGAGAUCCAACUGGAGGACACAUUAACAAUUACCUGCUGGAAAAGUCAAGGGUCAUACAACAGCAAGAAGGAGAGAGAAACUUCCACUCAUUCUAUCAGCUGUUACGUGGAGGUUCUGAUGAUCUUGUGAAGUCCCUCCGUCUUAACAACGAUCCUUCGAAGUACUUGUACACCAAGCAGGGUGCCUUAGUCACUUCUUCCACUGAUGAUCGGCGUAGCCACAGAGAGGUGAUGCGUGCGCUCCAGGUGAUCGGCUUCAGUCAGGAAGAAAUUAACUCUAUCUAUAAAAUCCUGGCCACCAUUCUCCUCCUGGGGAACCUGCAGUUUGUGAGUGAUGGAGAGAGCGUGGAGGUGGUCGGAGGUGACGCAGUGACUCACAUCUCUGAGCUCACUUCCUCCGAGGAUGAGAGUGUGUAUAAAACCUUGCUGUAUCGUACAGUGGCUACGGGGGGCGGCGAGGUCAUCUCCAAAGGGCACAGCGAGCAGGAGGCCAGCUAUGGCCGAGACGCUUUCGCUAAGGCUUUAUAUGAACGGUUAUUUGGGUGGAUUGUUGGUCGAAUUAACAGAGUUAUUGAGGUGAAGGACUACAACCCAGCUCUGCAUGGCAAAAACACAGUGAUCGGAGUGCUGGAUAUUUAUGGCUUUGAGAUUUUUGACAAUAACAGUUUUGAGCAGUUUUGUAUUAACUACUGUAACGAGAAGCUACAGCAACUUUUCAUUGAGCUCAUCCUGAGACAGGAGCAGGAGGAAUACCACAGAGAGGGAAUCACUUGGCAACAUAUCGAAUACUUCAAUAACCAAAUCAUCGUGGAUCUAGUGGAGCAGCCGCACAAGGGCAUCAUCUCCAUACUGGACGAGGCCUGCCUCACUGUCGGAAAAGUCACAGACACCGUCUGCCUGGAGAGCAUGAACAACAAGCUCUGCCAGCACCCUCACUACACGUCCCGCAAGCUGUGUACCACUGACAAGAGCAUGGAGUUUAAUCGUCAUUUCCGCAUCCGACACUACGCUGGUGAUGUCACAUACUCAGUUGAAGGAUUUCUGGACAAGAACAAGGAUCCACUUUUCCAGGAUUUUAAACGUUUGAUGUAUAACAGUUCAGACCCGGUGCUUAAGGACAUGUGGCCUGAUGGAAAGCUGGGCAUUACGGAGGUGACCAAGCGGCCUCUAACUGCUGCGACACUCUUCAAGAACUCCAUCAUCGCCCUGAUUGAUAAACUCGCCUGCAAGGAGCCGUACUACGUGCGCUGCAUUAAACCCAACGAAUUAAAGUCUCCGAUGCUGUUCGACGAGGCACGGUGUCAGCAUCAGGUGGCUUACCUUGGCCUGCUGGAGAAUGUUCGUGUUCGCAGAGCGGGCUUCGCGUACAGACAGCCCUACGAGCGCUUCCUGCAGAGGUAUAAGAUGACAUGCGAGUACACGUGGCCCAAUCAUCUGAUGGGAAGUGACCGCGAGGCCGUGGAAGCCAUCAUCGUCCAGCACGGCUUUGAAGAGGACGUGGCGUACGGACACAACAAACUGUUUGUGCGGACUCCUCGCUCUCUCUUCACACUGGAGCAGGAGAGAGCUGCACUCAUUCCCAUUCUUGUUCUUUUCCUGCAGAAGGUGUGGCGCGGAGCAUUGGGACGGAUGCGAUGUCGGCGCAUGCGGGCGAUCUACACCAUAAUGGGAUGCUAUAAGCGCUACAAAGUAAAGGCUCACUUCUGGGAGGUGGAGAGACGCUUUGAAAACGUGCGCAACAUGGAGGACUAUGGGAAGAGCGUGGAGUGGCCAACUCCACCAGCUGCCCUGCUACAGUUCCACAAAAUCACACAACACCUACAUUGCAGAUGGAGAGCGAGACGGAUCGUAAAGAACAUCCCUCCAUCCGAUAUGGCGGAGGUGCGGGCGAAAGUGGCAGCUAUGAGCGCUCUGAGAGGAGAGAGAGUGGACUGGGGAUACAACCGAGCCUGGGAGAGAGACUACCUUGCCAGCGCAAAAGAUUCUCCUUUAACCAGCUCAAAUUUUAUCAGAAUCACCAAAGAGUUGAAAAAUAAAGACCAGUUCAGCCAAAUCCUCUUCUCUAGCUUUGUCAGGAUGCUGAACUGGUUCAAUAACACAAAGGACAGAGCUCUUCUCAUCACAGACAAGCACAUCUAUAGACUAGAACCCAAAAAGCACUUUAAAGUGCAGAAACGAAUAUCAAUAGAGACUGUUACCGGUUUAAGCGUAACGAGUGGUUCGGACCAGAUGGUGGCGCUACACACUGUGUCUCGAGAUGAUGUGUUGCUACAUCUGCAGAGGGGUCAGCUGGUGCCAAAGCAGGACCGUCUUGGGGAACUGGUCGGCACGUUGUGUGAUCACUUUGCACGGGUGAGAAACACUCCUCUGACGGUUAACGUGUGCUCCAGCGACGUCCAUGUGCACCUGAGCGGUAAAGCGAAGAGCGUGACGGUGGAAACGAGGAACGGACAAACCACAGUAGACUUCAAGAAAAGUCGCUCAGGAUUCACUUUAUUGCUUCCUCCGCAGUGAAAAGGCAUCUGAUUGAAAGAAUGACUCUGACUCAAUGCUUGCUAUCAUUAAAACCUCACGGACAUCAUCUUCUCUUAAUGAGAAGAGCUGAAUUAUUAUCCCAAAGGUUGCACUUUUCCUAUGAAUAUUAAUAGCUUCUUUUAAUUAGCAGAAAAAUUAGCUAGUUUUCCAUAAUCAUUUAUAUACAGUACAUAUAUAUAUAAAAAAAUAGCAUUGCUAUAGGACGUCAUGUUCUUAAUAUGACCGGAGCAGUAUUUAUAAUUUUGUGCACUUUGUAUAGACUGAUAAAUGAGCUUGGAUUGUUUUGAACAUUUACACCUAGUAUUAAAAUUUUAACAGAGCUACUCUAUUUAUCAUAAUUUUAUAAAAGCGAGAUGAAGAUCGAUUCUCAUCGAGUCUCAUGAAAGGGUACAAAGCAUUAGACCACAGCGUUGUUGAGUUCUCAAAUCUGAUUGGUCAGAAUGUUAUAAGGUUAUAAUUAAAAAAAAGCACAGUUUUAUAUGAAUUCAUUCAUUCAUUAAACAUUAUCGUCUGUAUAUUAA